UUUUUUUUCAAAAUUUCUUAGUGAUUACUGCAAAUUUUGAUCGUUUCACGUUUUGCAAAGGUUUGCUGUUGACUUUCGUGGCCACGAUAACAUAUUUUAGAUCAAUUCCUUAUUGAUUUACUCGUGGUUCUCUUCUUUCUUUUUCAAAAAUUUUUCGCUAAGUUUUCAAAAUAAAGUCUUCUAGCUCGGUAUCUCGACAAUCAGAACAAGAUGUGCCUUAUGUUAGUGAUGAAGUUGAAGUUCAAGGCGGUCAAGAAUCGAAGUAUGUAAGAGCUGAUGCCUAUGAAGAACCGUAUCGUUGCUCUAUUCAAGAUGUUGCCGAAGCAUAUAAAACUAAUUUAGAUUAUGGGUUGACCAAUGAUCAAAUUGGAGACAUUCGUAACAAAUAUGGUGCUAAUAAUUUAGGGAAAGAACAGAAAAUUUCUGUUGUGGCCAUUUUUGCCCAUCAAGUCUUCAAUGCAAUGAUUUUGGUUUUAAUUAUCUCCAUGGUUAUUGCUUUGGCUAUUAAGGAUUGGAUUUCAGGAGGGGUUAUUGCUUUUGUUGUUUUCAUUAAUAUCUUUGUUGGUUUUAUUCAAGAAUUUCAAGCAGAGAAAACUAUGGGAUCUUUACGUUCCUUAAGUUCUCCAACUGCUAGAGUUUUGAGAAAUGGUGAAGAAGCGGUUAUUAAUGCUGAAGAUGUUAUUCCUGGUGAUAUUAUUCAUAUUAAAGUUGGUGAUACUGUCCCCGCUGAUAUUAGAAUUGUUGACUCCAUGAAUUUGGAAACUGAUGAAGCGUUAUUAACUGGUGAAUCUUUACCAGUUGCUAAAAAUCAUAAAGAAUGUUACUUUGAUACUUCUGUUCCAGUUCCUGUUGGUGAUCGUUUAAAUAUGGCUUACUCUUCCUCGAUUGUUUCUAAAGGUCGUGCUUCUGGGAUUGUUGUUAGAACCGGUAUUUCGACUGAAGUUGGUAAAAUUGCUGAUUCUUUAAAAUCUCACGAUAAUAAAGUAUUUGUUAAACCAGAUGAAAAUACUAGUUUCUUCCUGGCCGUUUGGAAAUCGUUUCUUAAUGUGAUUGGAAAUGUUUUAGGUACUAACGUUGGUACUCCAUUGCAAAAGAAAAUGUCAUGGUUAGCCAUUAUUUUAUUUUGGAUCGCCGUUGUUUUUGCUAUUGUUGUUAUGUCUACUCAAAAAAUGGAUGUUAAUAAACAAGUUGCUAUUUAUGCCAUUUGUGUUGCCUUAUCUAUGAUUCCUUCUUCUUUGAUUGUUGUUUUGACUAUUACUAUGGCUAUAGGUGCUCAAGUUAUGGUUAAAAGAAAUGUAAUUGUCAGAAAAUUGGAUUCAUUAGAAUCUUUAGGUAGCGUGGAUGAUAUUUGCUCGGAUAAAACUGGUACUCUAACCAUGGGUAAAAUGAUUGCUAAAAAACUUUGGAUUCCUGGACUUGGAACUUAUGCUGUUUCAAACUCUAAUGAAGUUUUCAAUCCAACAGUUGGUGAUUUAUCGUAUAAUAAAAAUUCUCCUCAUUACAUAAAAGAAAGUGAUGAAGAAUUUGAUUUUACUACUAAAUUACCUUCUCCUGAACCAUCUCGUUUCAAGAAUUGGCUUACCACUGCAACAUUGGCAAACAUUUCUACUGUUAACCAAGUUACAAAAGAAGAUUCAAGCGAACGAGUUUGGGAAGCUCAUGGUGAUGCUACUGAGAUUGCUAUCAAUGUUUUCACUACUAGAUUGAAUUAUACCAGAUCUAAUUUGAUUGAAGAUGAAUCUUUGGAGCAUAUCAACGAAUUUCCAUUCGAUUCCUCCACUAAAAAAAUGUCUGCCAUUUAUGCAAAAAAGAAUUCUUCAACUGCUACUGUUUAUACCAAGGGGGCUGUUGAAAGAGUCUUGAGUAUUUGUAAAUAUUGGUAUGGUGUUAAUGGACCUUCAAGUCAAACCGAAUUGGUUCCUCUUUCUGAAACUGAUAAGGAAUUAAUUGAGGCUAAUAUGAAUGCUUUAUCUAUUGAAGGUUUGAGGGUUUUGGCUUUUGCUCAAAGAGAAUGUAAUAUGGAUAAAGAAAAUACCCAGAGCCGUGAUGAAAUUGAAUCUAAUCUUAUUUUCAUUGGUUUAAUUGGUAUUUAUGAUCCUCCAAGACCCGAAACAGCACAUUCAGUUAAACUAUGUCACCGUGCUGGUAUCAAUGUUCAUAUGUUGACUGGUGAUAUGUUGGGAACUGCUCGUGCCAUUGCUCAAGAAGUUGGUAUAUUACCUCGAAAUCUCUAUCAUUAUGGUGAUGAUGUUAUUGCUGCCAUGUGUAUGACAGCUAAUGAAUUUGAUUCUUUAACUGAUGAACAAAUCGAUGCUCUUCCUAUUUUACCUUUGGUUGUUGCUCGUUGUGCUCCUCAAACUAAGGUUAGGGUUAUCGAAGCAUUACAUCGCCGUAAGAGAUUCGUAGCAAUGACUGGUGAUGGUGUGAAUGAUUCACCAUCUUUGAAGAAAGCUGAUGUUGGUAUUGCUAUGGGAUUAAAUGGUUCUGAUGUCGCUAAAGACGCUUCAGAUAUUGUUUUAACUGAUGAUAAUUUUGCUUCUAUUUUAAACGCUAUUGAAGAAGGUCGAAGAAUGUCUGCCAAUAUUCAAAAGUUUGUUUUGCAACUUUUAGCUGAAAAUGUUGCUCAAGCAUUAUAUCUAAUUAUCGGGUUAGCAUUUAAAGAUCAUGAAGGAUUUUCUGUAUUUCCAUUAUCUCCUGUUGAAGUAUUAUGGAUUAUCGUAGUAACUUCUUGUUUCCCAGCUAUGGGGUUGGGUCAAGAAAAGGCUAGUUCAGAUCUUCUUGAUGUUCCACCUACCAGCUCUAUCUUCACUACUGAAUUAAUUAUUGAUAUGUUUGCUUAUGGUUUCUGGAUGGCAUGUUGUUGUUUAAUUUGUUUUGUGACAAUUAUUUUUGGCAAGGGAAACGGCGAACUAGGUACCAAUUGUAAUGACUCUUCAGGAUCUAGUUGUGACUUAGUUUUCCAAGGACGUUCUGGUGCUUUUGCUGCAUUUACCUGGUGUGCCCUUUUAUUAUCUUGGGAAUGUCUCCAUAUUCGUUUUUCCUUCUUCAGAAUGAGACCAGAACUGGAAAAGCCAUGGUAUAGCCAAUUAGCUGGUGAUUUAUGGGAAAACCAGUUCUUGUUUUGGUCAGUUAUAGCUGCAUUCUGUUCAGUUUUCCCCGUUGUAUACAUACCAGUAAUUAACGAUAUCGUAUUUUUGCAUAACCCUAUUGGAUAUGAAUGGGGGGUUGCAAUUGGAUUUACCGUAUUGUUUUUCAUCGGUUGUGAAGGCUGGAAAUGGUUCAAGAGAAUCUACCUUCGUAAAUUCACUUCUAAUCCACAUAUUGGAUCAACUGAAAAUGACCCUUUCAAAGAGUACUCAACAUUUUCAAAAUCCAAUACCAUGGAUGUUUAAACUAUUUCCUAUUUCUGAUAUUUUUAAUUCUUGAUUGAUAUUUGCAUUAACGAAGGCUGUGAUCAAUUAAAG
Molecule: messenger RNA, 3464 nt
Organism: Hyphopichia burtonii NRRL Y-1933
Lineage: Eukaryota; Fungi; Ascomycota; Pichiomycetes; Serinales; Debaryomycetaceae
Product: Na+ ATPase
Exons: 1
Coding region: 486-3392 (968 amino acids)
Biological process (GO): intracellular calcium ion homeostasis; calcium ion transmembrane transport
Cellular component (GO): plasma membrane
Molecular function (GO): ATP binding; P-type calcium transporter activity; ATP hydrolysis activity
Source: RefSeq, a predicted model, not a curated record